CUGGGUGGCGCUACUUGGUCAUUUGUUUUUUUGGCCGGUGAGGUGGGCUGUGUGUGUGCGGGCCGGGCCGGGUAUUCCGCCAGCUGGGUUAAUUUCGUGAACAAUUGCCGUGUUGGCCACCGGUCUCCCUACACUCAACUAGUAACUGGAUGGACGUUUUACUGCAAGAGAGAAACCGGGGAUUACCAACUGAACAAAACGGGAUGUAGCUAGCUCACUAACCGCAGACCAACAUGUCAAGUGGAACAAAAGAGACUUCUUGUUGUUAUUCGCCUCCGUGCACGAGUCUCAGCGGACUGAACUAGCUAACCAGCAGCUAAACCCGGCUAACGUUAGCUGAGUUAGCUAGCUACAUUACGGGUAAAACUAGUUUCAAUCAUCCUUGCUUGCCUCUUUGGUGAGUGGAUCAUAUUAACAUUUGCUCGCCAUGGCAGCAGUGGUUAGCUACUCUCCACCAUGGUGGGUGAACCUUAUACACAGACUUCCCCAUUUCAACUUCAUGUUCGAGCACACAAGCAGUGAUUUCCGACCAGAGGACUGGACAUAUCAACAGUCUAUCCUGUUACUGGGUGGUGUGGCGCUCGCCUGUCUGGCACUGGACCUCCUGUUCCUGCUUAUCUAUUCCAUUUGUCUGUGCUGCCGGCGAAAAAAGAAUGAGGAUCAGCCCGGUGCUGACUGCUGCUGCACAGCCUGGUGUGUCAUCAUUGCAACACUCGUCUGCAGCGCUGGCAUUGCUGUCGGUUUCUAUGGGAACGGCGAGACUUGUGAUGGAGUGAACCGGCUGACGUAUUCCCUGCGCCAUGCUAACCGCACAAUCACUGGGGUGGAGAAGCUGGUAUAUGACAGUACAUCCUCAUUGAACCAGACGGUAGACAACAAUCUGCAACAGCUUGAGGGCCAGUAUGCACAGCACGCAGACUACCUGUCCAUCAUCCAAAAGCUGCAGGGCCAGCUGGAUGAGCUGGUCAGACAGAUGGCGGAGAUCCCCUUCUGGGACAACACCGACAUCUCCCUGGAGGAACUGGCCGUCAAGAUUGAGCUGUUUGACUGGUACAGGUGGCUGGGCUACAUAGGCCUGCUACUGUUCGACGUCCUCAUCUGCCUUCUGGUGCUGUUUGGCCUCAUUCGCAACUCCAAGGGAACACUUAUAGGGGUGUGCUUGUUUGGUGUAGUGGCUCUCGUAAUCAGCUGGGUCUCCCUUGGGCUGGAAUUGGCCGUCUCUGCGACCUCCAGUGACUUCUGUGUUGCCCCUGACACGUAUGUCACCAAAGUGGCAGACCAGUAUGGAGUCGUCAAUCAAGAUAUCCUGCAGCACUACCUUAGUUGCAGUUUGGAACAAACAAACCCCUUCCAACAGAAGCUCUCCGGGAGUCACAAAGCAUUAGUGGAGAUGCAGGAUGACGUGUCUGAACUGCUGCGCUCUGCCACCAGAGAGUAUAAACAAACUCAGGGAAGUUUAGAAGAGAUCCAAGGGAUACUGAACACCACAGAGAUCAGUCUACAUCAACUCACUGCCCUGGUGGACUGUCGCAGCCUGCACAUGGACUUUGUCCAGGCGAUGACGGGUCUGUGUUAUGAUGGAUUGGAAGGCCUCAUCUACCUCGUGCUCUUCUCCUUCGUCACUGCUCUCAUGUUCACCUCGAUUGUUUGCAGUGUGCCUCACACCUGGCAGAGCAAGGGGAACGAGGAGGAUAGUGAGGAUGAGUCUCUGAGCCACGGGGGAAGGCAAAACCAUGAUAACCUGUACCGGGUCCACAUGCCCAGCCUGUACAGCUGUGGCAGCAGCUUCGGCAGCGAGACCUCCAUCCCUGCCACAGCCCACACAGUCAGCAACGCACCGGUCACCGAGUACAUGGCUCAGAACGCCAACUUUCAGAAUUCUCGCUGUGAAAACACGCCUCUGAUAGGACGAGAGUCUCCUCCGCCCUCGUACACCUCCAGCAUGCGGGCAAAGUACCUGGCUAACAGCCGACCAGAUCCCAACAACCCCCCUCCACCACACUAAACAACACUGGACGCAUCCUGUCUGCAGCACUGACGACUCUGAAGCCUCUCAUCCAGUCAGUUCUUACUUUUCGUCGUACCUUUCAGUCACCCCUCCUGCUUUCUUCCACCGUCUAACUUGACUUAAAAUGGAAAAACAAAUGCUUUUUUUCUUUUCUUUUUUUUUUUUUUUUUGCUGGUUGGUGAAAGCUAAACUUAAGGAAUCCUGCAAAUCAUAGUGCAUAUACGUUUUCUCCACAAUCCUUGGCUGAUGUUUAUUAAUGCAAGAAUCAUCAUUGGUGCUGGGAAUUCAUCUGCAACUCUGCUGUGAUGGAGCCUGGACUGACUUUUACACUCCAACUUAUCAUUUCUUUACACAUGAAUGCACCACGACAAGCACAGUGUCACAUCUAACGAAACAUUGCAGUGUUGAGGACUCUGGAAGUGCUCAUAGACUAACACUGAUUACUACUGGUUGUUGAUUUUGUUUUGUAAAGUACUGUACUGCACUCUCUCGUUGCUGUGGGAGAGAGAGUAGGAGAAAUGCCUUACACAUGGAGGAGGAAUCGGCUGUUUUCUCUUCCCACCUGAAGUGUAGACAUUAUUUCUCGCAUAACACACUCAACAUA
Molecule: messenger RNA, 2612 nt
Organism: Perca flavescens (yellow perch)
Lineage: Eukaryota; Metazoa; Chordata; Actinopteri; Perciformes; Percidae
Gene: ttyh3a
Product: tweety family member 3a
Exons: 15
Coding region: 428-2005 (525 amino acids)
Cellular component (GO): plasma membrane
Molecular function (GO): intracellularly calcium-gated chloride channel activity; volume-sensitive chloride channel activity
Source: RefSeq, a predicted model, not a curated record